AUGCGCAGAAGAAAGAAUGCAGAUGCACAAGCCGCAUUUAGGGCUAGACGUACUCAAUACAUAGCGAACCUCGAGGAAACCGUUACAAGCCUCGAGGGUGCAGUGCGCCGAUUACAAGACGCUCUACGGGACUCGCGUGAUGAGAUCAGAGAGCUCAAGGAGGAGAAC
This is a messenger RNA of Cantharellus anzutake, 168 nucleotides long. RefSeq lists its product as uncharacterized. The transcript is spliced from 2 exons. Gene Ontology annotation, molecular function: DNA-binding transcription factor activity. The record is from RefSeq and is a predicted model, not a curated record. Gene Ontology annotation, biological process: regulation of DNA-templated transcription. The annotation marks the transcript as partial. NCBI's taxonomy places the organism in Eukaryota, Fungi, Basidiomycota, Agaricomycetes, Cantharellales, Hydnaceae.